This is a messenger RNA of Quercus robur (English oak), 936 nucleotides long. RefSeq lists its product as uncharacterized. The record is from RefSeq and is a predicted model, not a curated record. Bases 1 to 936 code for a protein of 311 amino acids. The transcript is spliced from 3 exons. NCBI's taxonomy places the organism in Eukaryota, Viridiplantae, Streptophyta, Magnoliopsida, Fagales, Fagaceae.
AUGGGGCUCCCUGAAGACUCUGAAUUACGGGAGUCGUUGACGAAAAGACCCCCCGAGGAUAUGAGGCAACUGAUGAGACGCAUAGAGGAGUACAAACGACUGAAGGACGACCGGCUGCAGAGCAGGGGGAAAGCUCCGCUAAUUGGGAGAUCUCGGCAAGGCGUUGUGCCGGCAAGACCCAAGAAAGACUUCAGAAUGCAAGAACCAGAGGUGCAAAUCGAAGGGGUUAAUGUGGCGUUUAAAGAGCCCGUGCACAAAAUCUUGGAGCGGAUCAAGAACGAGUCAUUCUUCAGGCAACUAGUAAAGGCAGGGCACCUGAAAGAGUUUGUGGUAGACUCCACUGACCGAGAAGCCGGCCAGGGCAUCCAACAGAAAAGGAACCCUCUCCCGCCUCCACUAGGGGUAAUCGAAGUCAUCCAUGCUGCACCAAGAGGAACGGCAGCAGCAAAAAGGGUAUUAACAGUUGCUUGCACGGGAGGAGAUUCAGCCGAGAAGAAGAAGAAAGUAGAACGGCUGACCAUCUCGUUCGGAGAAGACGAUUUGGAAGGAACGGUCCAACCCCAUGACGAUGUUUUGGUGGUGACGGCCCGGAUAGGCGGAUUCCUGGUGAAGAGGGUAAUGAUCGACCAAGGGAGCGGGGCUGACGUCAUGUACCCGGACCUCUUCGAAGGGCUCGAAUUGAAGACCCAGGAUUUGGCGAAGUAUGACACGCUGCUGGUCUCAUUUGACGGGAAAGUCGUAAUUCCCGAGGGACAAAUCUCUCUCCCCGUGGACAUGGAAGAUGCCGAGACAAGGUACCUGCCCCUGGAGAAGUUAGUUUUAGCCCUGGUGCACGCCACUAGGAAGUUGCCACACUACUUCCAGGCUCAUACAGUGUUCGUCCUCACUGAGUAUCCAUUACAGUCACUGUUAAAGAGAUCAGACUUCACAGGCUGA